Labeo rohita (rohu) is the source of this 2386-nucleotide messenger RNA. Its product is annotated as gastrula zinc finger protein XlCGF57.1. Lineage: Eukaryota; Metazoa; Chordata; Actinopteri; Cypriniformes; Cyprinidae. Gene Ontology annotation, cellular component: nucleus. Gene Ontology annotation, molecular function: RNA polymerase II cis-regulatory region sequence-specific DNA binding; DNA-binding transcription activator activity, RNA polymerase II-specific. The transcript has 3 exons. Gene Ontology annotation, biological process: regulation of transcription by RNA polymerase II. Bases 87 to 1295 code for a protein of 402 amino acids. The record is from RefSeq and is a predicted model, not a curated record.
GUAUGAUGUCAUAAGGCUGCGCCGCACUCCUGCGUCUGUGUUUCAGCUGAAGAAAGUAACUGAAUCUGUGACACACUGUUAUAAAGAUGGCGUUUAGUAAAGAAGAGAGUGAAGACAUGAAGAUUGAAGAAGCAUUCAAAGUCAAACAUGAAGAUACUGAGAAACAAACAGACCUGAUGGAACUGAAAGUGGAGAGUGAAGUACUGAAUGAAAUGGAAGAGAAAGGUCAUGAUUUCAUAAAUGGAGAAAAAUCUUUUAGUUCUUCACAGACUGAAAACACUCGAAAGAGAGUAAGAACUUAUUUCACCUGUCAACAGUGUGAAAAGUGUUUCAAUCAAACAGAAAUUAUUAAAAGACACAUGAGUGUUCACACAGGUGAGAAGCCUUAUGCCUGCCAACAAUGUGGAAAGCAUUUCAGUCAUAGACUAACUCUUAAAAGACAUGUUAGAAUUCACACUGGAGAAAAUCCCUACACAUGCCCUCAGUGUGGAAAAAGUUUCCAUCAAAAACAACACUAUGAAGACCAUAUAAGAAUUCACUCUGGAAAGCAACCCUACACAUGCCCACAGUGUGGAAAGAGCUUUAAUCACAAACGAUGCUUUGCAGACCACAUAAGAAUUCACACUGGAGAGAAGCCAUACAUAUGCCAACAAUGUGGUAGACGUUUCAACCAAAAAGGAAACCUUGACCGGCACAUGAGUGUUCACACUGGAGAAAAGCCUUACACUUGCCAACAAUGUGGAAGAUGUUUUAACCGGAAAGAAAACCUUCAUUGCCACAUGACGGUUCACACUGGAGAGAGCCUUUUCACCUGCGAACAGUGUGGAAUAAGUUUUACUCAAAAAGAAAGCUUUAACAGACACAUGAGAAUCCACAAUGGAGAGCAGCCUUACACAUGUGAUCAGUGUGGAAAAAGUUUUAAUCAACAUGGAAACCUUGAAGUCCACAUGAAAACUCAUAGAGAGAAACCCUACACAUGCUCUGAGUGUGGAAAGAGUUUCAGUCAAAAACACUUUAAGGACCACAUGAGAAUUCACUCUGGAAAGCAACCCUACACAUGCCCUCAGUGCGGAAAGAGGUUUAAUCAUAAACAACACUUUGAAGACCACAAAAGAAUUCACACAGGAGAGAAGCCUUUCACCUGCCAACAAUGUGGAUUAAGUUUCAGCCAAAAAGGAAGCCUUAACAGACACAUGAACCGUCACACUAGAGAGAAGCCGUUUAUAUGUGGUCACUGUGGAAAGAGUUUCAGAAAUAAAGCAGCACUUAAAUACCACAUGAGGUUCCACAUAUGAGAGAAGUGUAUUUUUACAUUAUCAGUGUGACAUGAGUAAUGUAAUAACUAGAGUUGGGGUACUCAGACUCAUACUCGGACUCAAGUCCGGUCUCGAGUACAAUUUUUAGGCAACUUGGAAUCGGAUGCAUUUUUACUCAGACUUGACUCAGACUCGAACCUUUCGGACUCGGAAAAUAUCCCGAGUCCAGAGACAGUUGACGGAAAUGUCACUGACUCGAUGCAUUAUCACAAAAGCGAUAUUUAAGUCUUUUUUAAGUAGGCUACUUGAAAGCCGACGGGUUUAUGUGCGGACACACACUCAAAGCGCGUUCACAGUCUCAGUCAGUGUAUGAAUGUCGAGUUCUCUUUUGCUUCUACUAGGUUCUGUUAUUGCUACACACAUGCUCGUCUUGGAGACUAUUCAUGUAAAUGAAGUUGGUUUUGUCCUAAGUAAACCUGAACAGUUGGGAGAAAUACUGAUGCGUCAAAAUAUUUGAUCUGUGCGUCAGAUCUGAAAGCGACAGCAGAGUAAACCCGCAGCCACCAACCGCGUCAUAAAUAUUAAUCAAACAACAAAAGAAAAAGAGAAAAUCUCUCACUGUUCUUGACUGAAUCACUUAUUAACUGUAAUAAAAAUCAUCUUUCACUGAACAAAAAAAAAUUUUUGUCCUCUUAACAUUUGCUGUUCUCCAACAUAUAAAUGAGUCUAAAAAAAAAAAACUCAACUGCAAACUAAUUUUUUAUUAGAUUUUCUUAUGUCCACUACAAUGGACGCCAGGACUGAAAAAAAAAAAUCUGCAUAUUUUAACCAUACAUAAUAAGUAGAGUUUAUGCACUGUAGUUGAACUAGUGUUUAUGAUUUUGAACAGAACACAUGCUGUAAGAAUGAGGGAAAAACAGGUGAGAUGAUAUGAAGUCUCAAAAAAACUUGUUUUUUGGUUGAAGUGGGUGAAUCUGAGUAUAUAUAUAAAUGUCUUUGCGUGUAUAUGUUUAUGUGUACUUGCUGAUUGUUUUGAUAAAUAUAUGAUUGUGUGCAUUGUAGCAUCAAGGCAUCAGUGUGUGUAGAAGUGCUGUGAGUGUGUAUGUUGCUGUGUAUUCACUGAUCUCACA